UUUUGCUUGCGAAUUUAUUCUCUUAAGUUCUCCAAAUUCUAUUUUAAUAAUUUCAAAUUUUGAAAUAUUUACGGCUUCUACAACGUAUUAAUUCGCGAUAAAUAUAAGGAGUUUCAGAUUUUCUGUUGAAACGGAAAAUGCCGUGUGGAGGGAGAUCGGCGAAGACUGGAAAAGAAGGAUUGGUGCCGGUGUUCCUCAAUGUCUACGAUCUUACCUCCAUGAAUAGCUACGCUUAUUGGCUCGGCCUCGGCGUCUAUCACUCCGGCGUGCAAGUUCAUGGAGUGGAAUAUGCGUUUGGAUCUCAUGAACAUGCGACGACUGGAAUCUCCGGGGGAGAACCGAGGCAGGGCAAUGGAUUUGCAUUUAGAAAGCAGAUUCUGAUAGGAUUUACAGAGAAGAAGUGGAUGGAGGUUAGAGGAGUCAUGGAAGAGCUUGCUGAAGACUACAAAGGAAAUUCAUAUAAUCUCAUCGCCAGAAACUGCAAUCACUUCUGCAAUGAUGCGUGUGUUAGACUCACCGGAAACGCGAUUCCAAGUUGGAUUAAUCGUCUCGCGAAAAUAGGUUCGUUGUGCAGCUGUAUAAUUCCGGCGAGCGUAAAUUCAAUUAAAGUCGGAAUCAAGGCUAACAAAGUGCAUCAUGAAGGAGAAUUUAGCAAGAAUCACAGAAGCCGAUCUGGAAACGGAAGGUACGCGGCUUCGUCUUCGAAUUCUUCAUUGUCGUCUGAGAAAUCAUCAUUGCCAUUAUAUCCUGUUGUUGAUCGGAGCAGAAGUCAUAGAAGUAAAGCUUCUCUACCUCCAUCUUCACCUAUGAUUCUUAAUUUCUGUUUUUCUUCUCCAGCAUCACCUUAGCUUCAUUAGUAUUUUUGUUAUCACUUUAAUCUAUCUCGUUUGUGUUUCUAAUUGUUUUUUUAAAAAAAUGGAUAUUUUAUAUAUAUGAAUCAUUGCUUCUGGAAUCAA
Messenger RNA from Lactuca sativa (garden lettuce), 956 nucleotides. RefSeq names its product deSI-like protein At4g17486. NCBI's taxonomy places the organism in Eukaryota, Viridiplantae, Streptophyta, Magnoliopsida, Asterales, Asteraceae. Gene Ontology annotation, molecular function: deubiquitinase activity. The record is from RefSeq and is a predicted model, not a curated record. Gene Ontology annotation, biological process: protein deubiquitination.